Ophidiomyces ophidiicola is the source of this 747-nucleotide messenger RNA. RefSeq lists its product as uncharacterized. Bases 1 to 747 code for a protein of 248 amino acids. Gene Ontology annotation, molecular function: calcium-dependent protein serine/threonine phosphatase regulator activity. Lineage: Eukaryota; Fungi; Ascomycota; Eurotiomycetes; Onygenales; Onygenaceae. Gene Ontology annotation, cellular component: cytoplasm; nucleus. The transcript has a single exon. Gene Ontology annotation, biological process: calcium-mediated signaling. The record is from RefSeq and is a predicted model, not a curated record.
AUGCCACCCUCCCCGCCGUCGAACACGCUGCUCAUCACCGACCUGCGCCGCCCCGCGCUCUUCCAGCCCGCGCACCUGGCCGCCGUACGCACCCGCCUCGCCGCCGUCGCCCCGCUCAACUCGUUCGCCGCGCUGCCCGCCCUGCGCCGCAUCGUGUGCUCGUUCGCCACCGCCGCCGCCGCCGUGCGCGCCCGCCAGCUCCUCGAGACUGACGACGGCCUCGACCUCGAUCUACGCGCCGCCCGCAUCUACUUCGGCGCGCCCACACCCGUCGCGCACGACGACCCCGCCGCCGCCGCUGCCCGCCGCCUGCUCGACGCCCCGCUCGCCGACAAGCUGUUCUUCAUCAGCCCGCCGCCCAGCCCGCCGCACGGCUGGGUCGUGCGCAACGAGCACCCGCCCAACAAGGACGUGCACGCCGCCGACCUGGCCGCCGCCCUCGCCUGUCUGGACGCCCGCGCGCCCGCCUGCCCUGCGGCCAAUCCGCCCCAGACCCCGCGCUCCGACGACGACCAGGACAACGACAACAACAACAACAGCGACGACGACGUCUCGCCCACCGGCUCCAACACCACCACCCUGAUCUACCACCCCGGUGCCCACGGCUGCUGCCCGACCCUGCCCGCCGUCAUGGUCGAGGACACCACGCUCGUUGCGGAUGAGAUGCUCGGCGUCGGCCCCGUCGAGCUGCCGCACCGCCGCAUUCUGGCCCACACCCCGCGCCCGCCCGUCGAGCUGAUGCCGUGA